Populus nigra (black poplar) is the source of this 1590-nucleotide messenger RNA. RefSeq names its product stemmadenine O-acetyltransferase-like. Lineage: Eukaryota; Viridiplantae; Streptophyta; Magnoliopsida; Malpighiales; Salicaceae. The coding region runs from base 1 to 1590 and encodes 529 amino acids. The transcript is spliced from 2 exons. The record is from RefSeq and is a predicted model, not a curated record.
AUGGAAGUUCAAAUUAUUUCUCAAGAAAUUAUCAAGCCCUCAGCUCCAACACCACACCACCUAAGAACCUAUAAGCUCUCUGGAAAGGACCAGAUUGCAGCUUUAGCAUAUGUCCCUGUGAUUCUUUUUUACUCACCAACCAACGAAAUGUCUAGCAAAAAUUCUGACUACCUAAAAAAAGCCUUUUCCGAAACUUUAACCCUCUUCUACCCUUUUGCUGGGCGAAUAAAAGAUGUGUUAUUCAUUGAUUGCAAUGAUGAUGGAGCCACUUAUAUUGAAGCACAUGUUACAUGCAACAUGUCUGUGAUACUUCAGCAGCCAGACAUUCAUCAAUUGGAGCAGCUACUGCCAUGCAAGCCAGAUGAAAACUUAGAUGAGCUGAGCACAAGGGUAAUGCUAGCAGUCCAAGUGAAUUACUUUGAUUGUGGUGGGAUAGCGGUUAGUGUAUCCAUUUCCCAUCGAGUAGCUGAUGGGUCGUCAUUGGUAAGCUUUGUUAAAUGCUGGGCUGCAAUUUCCUGUGGAGUUGACCAUCAUAUUGUUGACGGGGUGGUUGUUGAUUGCACCUCACUCUUUCCUCCACAAGAUUUGUCAGGCAUAAAAUUACAUGAGAGUUUCAGAAAUGACAACACGUACUGUAAAACUGUGACGAAAAGGUUCGUGUUUUAUGGCCCUAAGGUAGCUGCACUUAGAGGAAAGUUGAGCAAUGGACCAUAUUUAGAUCGUCCAACCAGGAUUGAGGCUGUAUCCGCCCUUAUGUGGGGUGCAUUUGUUGGAGAAGAAAAUGAGUCUAAGAAGGUAUAUAAAGUCGCAGCUCACAAUGUGGAUUUGCGGAAGAGAUUGGAUCCACCCCUACCACAACAUUGUAUUGGAAAUAUAAUCCAUACUGCUAUGGCAAAAUGGCCAGCAAAAGUGGUAGACUAUAAUGGUUUAGCAGGAAAAAUUCAUGAGUCAAUAAGCCUGAUAAAUAAUGACUAUAUUUGUCAGGUUUAUGCAGACAGUAUUACUGACCAAGGAUUACUGGCACAGAUUGUAAAAGAUCCCAACAACUGGAGUUUAUUUGGUUUCAGCAGUUGGUGUAAAUUUCCAUUCUAUGAGGUUGAUUUAGGGUUUGGAAAGCCCAUUUGGGUAGGCACUGCCAUGAGGCUUAUGCCCAGAGGUGCUUUUCUCUUAGAUACAAGAGAUGGUGAGGGAAUAGAAGCAUGGGUGACAUUAUCUGAGGAAGCAAUGCUCAAGUUUGAAAAAAAUCCUGAUAUCUUAGCCUAUGCUUCUGGUGCACAAUACCUGCAUGGUAGCAAUGUUGGUGCGCAUGAUGGGAGGAUGCAUUGGUGCAGUGGUCGUUAUGCUGCUGCUUACGAUCCCUUCAAUGAUGAUGCUCAAACCAUCCACAUUGAGGAAUAUGAAGCCACAACAAUCAGUAAGUCUGGUUUGUAUCAUACUACUAGUUUUUGUGUUGGCUUAUGCCAAGGUUUUCUGCGCUUCAUGAAGUUGGUUGGCUAUCCCGAUCCAGAUAUUGCUGAUCAUUUGAGUGUUUGGGAACUGGAGGAUUAUGAGUGUAAAAAAAUUGAUUUUGAAGCACAAGAUUUACUUUAA